This is a messenger RNA of Cylindrotheca closterium, 1236 nucleotides long. The record is from the annotation of a GenBank genome assembly. Lineage: Eukaryota; Bacillariophyta; Bacillariophyceae; Bacillariales; Bacillariaceae.
AUGGGAGCCACUGGUGAGCUCUCUGCAUCUGAUAAUGAUUGGACUCUUGGAAUUUUUGACACAAAGGCCCAGGCUAGUGGCACACAUGAAGCGUGGUACAAGAGCAAUCAUCAUGGCACAUUUGCUACUACUUGGCAUUCGACAUAUGCCAAUGGCAAUAAGCACAAUACUUUUCAGAUAGUAAUCUCGGAGGCUAUUGGGGGUGAUAUGGGAGAAGGAAACAACGUCUGUUUCUGCUACGGUGAUAUGCAAUGGGGACCAGGCGAUGUUCAUGUUCAAUCAUCUAACAAUAGUGACCACGCUCACAUUGACUUUUCGGGUGGAACCUAUAAUAAUGCGCCAUCCGACAACUCUCUUGAUCACAAGACCUGUUGCUUUCAUGCUGACAAGCUAAAGGAAUUGGGAACCAGCGCUGACUUUGCAAGUCUUUGCCAUGCGCGGGGUACCGAGGCUGGUUCCAAUGGCGACCCACACUUCAAGACAUCGAAAAACGAACACUUUGAAUAUCACGGUCAGUGUGACCUGCUCCUGACCAAGGAUCCAGACUUUGCCAAUGGACUUGGCAUUGAUGUUCACAUUCGCACCAAAGUCGUCAGACAUUGGAGCUACAUUAAGAAUGCCGUCAUUGGCAUUGGCAAUGACAUUUUGGAGAUUGAAGGCUCUGCUCUCGACUUUGAUUCCAAGACUCACUACUGGAUCAAUUACGAGUCGCAAGGAGAGCUUACCGAGUUUGCUGGCUUUCCAGUAAAGAUGUUCUCUCAACAAGGAACUGCAGUCACCAAGAAUCGAAUCGAGAUUGAUUUGGAUUCCGUCUACUCAGGGCAAAAGAUUAUCCUUUCUACCUACAAGGAGUUUGUCAAGGUUUCUUUCGAGAAUGCUAGUGAGGAAUCGUUUGGAAAUAGUGUUGGCAUGUUGGGCGAUUUCAAUACUGGCAAGACUCUUGCUCGUGAUGGCGUUACUGUGCUUGACGACUUUUCCGAACUUGGGCAUGAAUGGCAAAUUCUUCCAUCGGACAAGCAUUUGUUCCAUGAAUCGUCUGCUCCUCAAUUCCCCGACAGAUGUAUCGACCCCGAAGACCCCCGUGGGGAUCACCGUCGCCGUUUGGAUGAAUCUUCCAUUGACGAAGAGGAAGCAGAAGCUGCUUGUGCUGGACUGACGGACGAGUUGGACCGUAAGGACUGCGUAUAUGACAUCUUGGCCACACGACAGGAUUUGGAAAUGGCUGGAGCCUACUGA